This is a messenger RNA of Tripterygium wilfordii, 795 nucleotides long. Its product is annotated as sigma factor binding protein 2, chloroplastic-like. NCBI's taxonomy places the organism in Eukaryota, Viridiplantae, Streptophyta, Magnoliopsida, Celastrales, Celastraceae. The record is from RefSeq and is a predicted model, not a curated record. The transcript has a single exon. The coding region runs from base 238 to 657 and encodes 139 amino acids.
GUCUUCCAAGUAUUUUUUCUUUUCAAAACAGAAACUUCCAUUUCUCUACUUUCUUCUCACCUUCCAUUUCCCCUUUCAUUACCAUUUUUUUUCCUCUCACUUCUUCUUCCAAGAAACUCACCUUGUCCCCAAGAUUCAACUUCCCUACCCCCUUUAUAUAUAACUUACCUAAAUUGGGUUGUCAAGAUACCAAACAAGAAAGAAAAGAAAAGAAAAAGGGUUUUUUUUUGGGUUAUAAUGGAUGUGCAAAAUGUGCAAAGCAAGAGAGAAUUAGUGAGAAGAAGAGGAAGUAGUAAUAACAAGAAGGCACUCAAGGUUGUUUACAUAUCAAGCCCUAUGAAGGUUAAGACGUGCGCCUCCAAAUUUAGGGCUCUUGUGCAAGAACUCACCGGAAAAGACUCCGACACCGCGCGUAUGAUGGAAGUAAAUGGCGGCGAGUAUUCUCCGACUGUUUCAGAGCAAAGUCCGGUUGAUGACCGGGGAACGUGGUCGGGGAAGGAGGAGUUGUUGCCGGUGGAUUCCGUGUUUGGGGAGAGAUAUGAAGAUCAUAACUUUCUUGUGCCUCAAAUGAAUGAGAGCUUCUAUGGGAUGCUCCCAUCAAAUUUGUUCGUUGAGAAUUCUCAAUUUGAUGCACUUAGAUGCUUUGGUGGUCCAUAAGCUUUGUGUUGAUUCAUUGAUCUCUUGAGCUCAUAUGAGCUAGCUUUAGUCAUAUUUUUGUAGUUCCUUUGUAAUUAUUCAAACUAUAAUUGGUUUUUUUUAAUUAUAGUGUUGGUUAUUGAAAAUGCAUUUAAUCUC